UUUUCUUUUUCAAUUUCGUUUCAUCACAUUUUGGGGGGUGUCCUGUGCAGUCCCGUGAAAUUCCAGAACCAGAAACCGCAAACAAGAUGUUCCACAUUAUCCGGAGAAGCAUUUCAACCACGGCAUCGUUGAGCGGAAAGAAGAACUUUCGCAAGUUUCUCCUGUACAACAAACGUGGAACCAGAAUCUUCAAACAACAGCGAGCGGCGAACCCCGAUCUCUACCCAGACAUGCCGAUCGACAAACGCGGAGUGCGGGAUACCGGCGUCACGGUGGACGGAAAGUUUGUUGAAAUCCCGGAACGGAUCCCGGAGCUAAUUGUGCCCAAUCUCGAGGGCUGCAAGCUGAAACCCUACGUUUCGUACAAGGCCCCGGAUGUGGUGCAGUCAGAGUUCACCAGCCAGGAUCUGUUCAACGCCGUGUACUCGCAAAAGAUUAUCGAUGAUUGGAAGAGUGGCAAGCUGAACGAGGAUGGCAGUCCGGCGGAGCCAUCGGCUGAAGAGGCUCUCACGAAGGAAGAAGCAUGGAUUAAGGCCAGAAAAACUGGGUCCGAUAUGUUUUAAGUCGUGCAUCUGCAUGCCAUUGUUUUCAGUCAAUAAAACUAGGUUUAUUCCGGGAGAGUAGUACAGAGUA
Anopheles aquasalis is the source of this 633-nucleotide messenger RNA. RefSeq names its product mitochondrial ribosomal protein L41 (gene mRpL41). The record is from RefSeq and is a predicted model, not a curated record. NCBI's taxonomy places the organism in Eukaryota, Metazoa, Arthropoda, Insecta, Diptera, Culicidae. Gene Ontology annotation, cellular component: mitochondrial large ribosomal subunit. Gene Ontology annotation, biological process: translation. Gene Ontology annotation, molecular function: structural constituent of ribosome.